UUACGUCAGACGCGCUCAGUCUAAGCGAAUAGUGUACACGUGUACAACUAGGGUAAACAUACGGUUUAUUCGUACAUGUGUUCGUUUGACAGUUUGAUAUAAAGACCAAUUUCAUUUUCAAUAGGCUUUGCGGGUUCAUGCCAGACGCUGUAGGAGUCGGGUGACCGCUUCCGCAAUUCACAAUUACAACUAUGAACGGGGAUGAAGAAGACGUUUUCCCUGUUGAUGACGAUUUAUUUGAAGAAACAUUCUCUGCAGAUUGUGUCUAUAAAUUCUGUGGUGAGGAGUUUAAGAUUAAUCAGGCAUUCAGCGCCAACCUAGGAGUGGCUGCGCGAGUUUGGGAUUCUGCUCUCCAUUUAUGUCGGUUCUUUGAAGAGAAGUGUGUUCCUUUGAAAGGAAAGAAGAUAAUCGAGUUAGGAGCUGGAACUGGGAUUGUGGGAAUCUUGGCUGCACGGUUAGGAGCUGAUGUUACAAUCACAGAUUUGCCACUUGCCGUCCCACAACUGCAGAAAAAUGUGUCUGCCAACACACCUCCAGGGGGCUGGUGCUCUGCAGAACCCGCUGUUGUCCCUCUCUCCUGGGGUCAGGAUCAGGAGAACUUCCCCUCUGACUGGGAUCUGGUGCUCGGAGCAGAUAUUGUCUACCUGUCUGACACUUAUCCACUUCUCGUAGAGACUCUCACUCACCUGUGUAAGGAUGGAGCUGUGGCCUACCUGUCAUCCAAGAUGCGCAUGGAGCAUGGAACUCCUUGUUUCUAUGAUGGCAACCUGCCACAGAAAUUCCAUGUUGAGUUGGUGCAGCGUGACCAAGAGCAGAACAUCAGUAUUUAUCGGGCAACAGUGAGGAGAGACGUCUGAUAGUCGGCUGGCCUCAGGGUUCAAAGGACUCCUCCAUUUUAAGGUUAUAACAAGAUGGGCAGCAACGUAAGAUCCAUCACAAGAAACAUUCCCUCAAACUUUUACUGACUUUAUAAUAAAAAAGUCAUUUUAGAGCAUACUUUUACACAGUGGAAUUGUUAAUUAGGACUUUAUCCAGUUGAUUCUUUUUUAAUUGUAGAGCUUCAUACAGACAUGCACAUACAACUGGAGUGAAUAUAUUGAAUUCAUUGUUUUCAUGUUGAAUCAUUCAAUAUAAAAAUACUAAAUUGAGGUAAAUGAGCUGCACAGACAUCUAUGUUGGAUUCAAAUAAGAAACAGAAACCCUAAGAAUAAGAAACCCUUGUUUUUACAUUAGGUGAAGUUAUCACUCGAAAAAAUCUGGUCUGUAAGAUUUACAAUUCAAAUCUUAGUUUGUGAUUGGUGAAGGUAUUGUGCCUCAGGAUUUUCCAAUGUAUCACUAAUUGUCUUAAAAAAAGUGCAAUGUGACAUGAAUAAACAGUAUGGCUGGUGG
Molecule: messenger RNA, 1389 nt
Organism: Clupea harengus (Atlantic herring)
Lineage: Eukaryota; Metazoa; Chordata; Actinopteri; Clupeiformes; Clupeidae
Gene: eef1akmt3
Product: EEF1A lysine methyltransferase 3
Cellular component (GO): cytosol; protein-containing complex
Source: RefSeq, a predicted model, not a curated record